UGUCUUUGUUCAGGAGCACUAGGUUUGACUGCUGAUUCCAAGAAGAUGCUCCUCUGGCUCUUUCUGGCGUUGUCUUGCCCAGCCUCCUCUACAGACCCAGAGAAUGAUUCAUCCGUGGAAAUUUGCAAUGUUUGCUCCUGUGUGUCUGUGGAAAAUGUUCUCUAUGUCAACUGUGAAAAGGUUGCAGUCUACAGACCGAACCAGCUGAAACCCCCGUGGUCUAAUUUCUAUCACCUCAAUUUUCAGAACAACCUGCUCAUCAUCCUGUAUCCCAAUACAUUCCUUAACUUCACACACGCGGUGUCCCUGCAGCUGGGCAACAAUAAAUUACAGAACAUUGAGGGAGGAGCUUUCUUGGGCCUCAGUGCAUUAAAACAGUUGCACUUGAACAACAAUGAAUUAAAGAUCCUUCGAGCUGACACUUUCCUUGGCAUUGAGAACUUGGAGUAUCUCCAAGCUGACUAUAAUUUAAUCAAAUAUAUUGAACGGGGAGCCUUCAAUAAGCUUCAUAAGCUGAAAGUUCUCAUCCUUAAUGACAAUCUGAUUUCCUUCCUUCCUGAUAAUAUUUUCCGUUUUGCUUCUCUAACCCACCUGGAUAUACGUGGGAACAGAAUACAGAAGCUGCCCUACAUUGGAGUUCUGGAGCACAUUGGGCGCAUUGUGGAGCUGCAGCUGGAAGACAAUCCCUGGAAUUGCACUUGUGAUCUGUUGCCCUUAAAGGCGUGGUUAGAGAACAUGCCGUACAACAUCUACAUCGGAGAAGCCAUCUGCGAGACGCCGAGCGAUUUGUAUGGGAGGCUGUUGAAGGAGACCAACAAGCAAGAGCUGUGCUCCAUGGGGACGGGGAGCGAUUUUGACGUGCGCAUCCUGCCUCCGUCGCAACUGGAGCCCGGCUCCAGCACGCCCCAUGGCCACACAACACAAAUGUCGGUGCACAGAUUGGUAACAAAGCCCCCCAAAACAACGAAUCCAUCCAAGAUCUCUGGGAUAGUUGCAGGCAAAUCUCUCUCAAACCGCAACCUCAGCCAGAUCACAUCUUUUCAGACCAGAGUGCCACCUCUGACACCCUGCCCACAUCCCUGCGUUUGCAAAACUCAUCCUUCCGAUUUGGGAUUAAGCGUCAAUUGCCAAGAGAGAAAUAUCCAGUCGCUGUCCGAACUUGUCCCUAAGCCACUAAAUGCCAAGAAAUUGCAUGUAAAUGGCAAUUAUAUUAAGGACGUGGACACUUCUGACUUCACAGAGUUUGAAGGGCUGGAUUUGCUCCAUCUCGGCAGCAAUCUGAUUGUGGCCAUCAAAGGGGAGGUUUUUCGCAACCUUACCAAUUUACGGAGAUUGUAUCUCAACGGCAAUCAGAUGGAGCGGCUGAGCCCCGAGAUGUUUGCCGGGCUCCACAACCUUCAGUACCUGUAUUUGGAAUACAAUGUCAUCCGAGAAAUUUUAGCGGGCACGUUUGACUUGAUGCCAAACUUGCAGCUGCUCUACUUGAACAACAACCUGCUGCGAAGUCUUCCAGCCUACAUUUUCGCUGGUGCGCCACUGGCUCGCCUGAACCUGAGAAACAACCAUUUCAUGUACCUGCCUGUAAGUGGCGUGCUUGAUCACUUGAAGUCCCUGACACAGAUAGAUCUGGAAGGGAAUCCAUGGGACUGCACUUGCGAUUUGGUUGCUCUGAAGCUGUGGCUGGAAAAGCUAAGCGAAGGCAUUGUCGUGAAGGAAUUAAAAUGUGAGACGCCUGUGCAGUUUGCGAACAUUGAGCUGAAGUCCCUGAAAAACGAGAUCCUCUGCCCCAAGCUUUUGAAGUCUGCAUUUUUCACCAGCCCUGCUCCCGUGGUUAUACUGACAACCCCCUUGGGCCCCAUCCGGAGCCCCCCAGGUGGUCCAGUUCCAUUGUCUAUCCUCAUCCUAAGCAUCUUGGUCGUGCUCAUUUUAACUGUCUUUGUGGCUUUCUGCCUCCUUGUCUUCGUUCUCCGGCGCAACAAGAAACCAUCUGUGAAACACGAAGGGCUUGGGAAUCCAGAGUGCAGUUCCAUGCAGCUGCAGCUACGGAAGCACGAUCACAUGUCAAACAAAAAGGACGCCCUGGGGGCAGAGGCCUUCAUUCCUCAAACAAUCGAGCACAUGAGCAAAAGCCACUCAUGCGGCUUAAAGGAAACGGAAACAGGUUUCACAUUUGCCGAGCCGCCGGGGCAGAAAGUUAUCCUGAGAAAUAACAGCGAGAAGGAUAAAGAUUUAUUGCACAUGGAUACCAGGAAAAGACUUAGCACAAUUGAUGAACUAGAUGAAUUAUUCCCAGGACGGGAUUCUAAUGUAUUUAUUCAGAAUUUUCUUGAAAGUAAAAAGGAAUACAACAGUAUAGGGGUCAGUGGCUUUGAAAUACGGUAUCCAGAGAAACAGCAAGACAGAAAGAAUAAGAAAUCUUUAAUAGGGGGCAAUCAUAGUAAAAUAGUAGUGGAGCAAAGAAAGAGUGAAUAUUUUGAACUGAAAGCUAAACUUCAGGGCUCACCAGACUACUUACAAGUCCUUGAAGAGCAAACGGCUUUGAAUAAAAUCUAG
Varanus komodoensis (Komodo dragon) is the source of this 2553-nucleotide messenger RNA. It is a transcript of the gene SLITRK4, whose product is annotated as SLIT and NTRK like family member 4. Gene Ontology annotation, biological process: regulation of presynapse assembly; axonogenesis; positive regulation of synapse assembly. NCBI's taxonomy places the organism in Eukaryota, Metazoa, Chordata, Lepidosauria, Squamata, Varanidae. Gene Ontology annotation, cellular component: membrane; glutamatergic synapse. Bases 46 to 2553 code for a protein of 835 amino acids. The record is from RefSeq and is a predicted model, not a curated record. Gene Ontology annotation, molecular function: protein binding. The transcript has a single exon.